AUGGGCAACGCGAAUGGCAAAGAGUCGGAUCCCGAGGGCCCAUAUGCGACACGUCGCUCCGUCGCUGACGCCUCAGCCCAGACCGCCGCCGACCGAGAUAGAGAACGUUCAGCACGCAACCACCGUUCCAGCAGAACUGAACUCAGUUUCCUGGGUAUUUCGUCCUCCUCCGGCACCCGUGAUCGCAACCGUAACCGCGAAGAUGCACCCUUCACCCACCGUGAGACGAGGCAGGAACGAGAGGCCAGGAAGCUUGAGCGAGAGCGGGCCGCUCGUCUGAAGGAACGUGAGAGGAGUAUGAAGGAGGAACAUGUUGACGGGGGCUUCUUGGUCACGCUCGGCACGUACACCGGCACCGAGGAUUACAGCAAGACCGUCGUGCGGCAGCUACUGAUUGAGCGUAAGCUGGCUCCCUUCUGGCGUGGCCUCAACGACUGGUCUGAAAGUUGGACCGAACAUCAGCUUAUCGCUGCUGCUCGAGGCCUUCCCAUCCCCGCCGCUGAUCAAGUGCCUGACCCUGAACUCGUCGCUCGCCCUCCACGAACCGAUCAGAACAUUCACAACUUGACUGUGCCGAUGGGACCUCGCACGCUUUCGGCUGCGUCUGAUCAUAGUGCUUCGGCUUCAGGCCCAAAUCCGACCACGGGAAAGAGUUCUGGGUUCAAAGCUCCCCGAGCGAAAGCCCUCGCCGCUGCACUGGGUGUGAGCUCUCGCAAUACAUCCGCUACUGAGUUGGCACCUCGGGAGAUUUUCCUGGCAAACGAUCCAUUCGUCAACGGCCAAGCACUCGAAGUGUUCCUCUACAAAGAUGCCACAGAGUGCCCUAUUUGCUUUCUCACGUACCCACCAUAUCUCAACCAGACUCGUUGCUGCGAUCAACCCAUAUGCAGCGAGUGCUUCGUUCAGAUUAAGCGCGCUGAUCCUCACCUUCCCGAGCACCACCCCGAUGGCCAGGCACGCGAUCCGAACCAGGGACUGAACCCUGAAGAUCCUCCCGAAAUGCUCAUCUCGGAGCCCUCAGCCUGUCCAUACUGCCAGCAACCCGAGUUUGGAGUUACCUACGAGCCCCCACCAUUUCGACGUGGUCUUGCCUAUUCGACAUCGUCCACAAACAUUGUUGCUGCUGGAACCCCCAUGUCUUCACAGAGCUCCCUUCAUUCGACACCACCCGCUGGUCCACCGACAACCCGUCGCCGCGGGCACAGUCUCUCUGUCAAUGCACCCAACGUCAUCACGACAGAUCGCAUUCGCCCUGAUUGGAAGACAAAGCUUGAUUCUGUCAGACAGCAUCAAGCACGCCGUGCAGCAGCAGCAACUGCGCUCCACACUGCUGCUUUCCUAGUCAAUAGCGAAAAUAACGACCAGCGCUCUAUUCUGCGACCUGGAAUAUUCAGCAGUCGGAGACAUCAUGGAGCAAGUUCAGCAAACCCCCCCGCUAGCGAGCGACCCGCUGAGACGGCUGCGGCAGACCCUGCCGAUGGCUCUGAUCGCCAAGGGCCCAGAUCGGCAAGACGCACACGAAUGGACGAGCUGGAAGACAUGAUGUUCAUGGAGGCUGUUCGCCUGUCGCUGGCUGCUGAGGAGGAACGGAAACGAAAGGAUGAGAAGGCAUACCGUAAGGAGGCCAAGAAGCGUGAAAAGGAGGAGAAGAAGGCGCAGAAGAGGCAGGCCAGCCAUCCGUACAACGGCACAAGCAGUGGUGCCAGCGCAAGCAGUCUCUCUUUGAGCGGCUUUGGCCGAAGGCGCGACAACAGCGGGGCCAGUAACCUGCGUGUCGAAGCUACCAUCCAGGGUGCUUCACAGACCUCGAAGACGGGCGAGUCGAGCCCUGCGCUGGAAACUAAGAGCACCAGCGUUGCCAGCUCGACGGACGCUGGGCCUGCGAGCAAGGGAAAGGCAGUCGAUAGAGGUUCCUCAUCCCCCGAAACAGCAACCACCCCUGACGAAACCCCAACCACUGGCGCCCUGCCAGUGCCCCCCCCUCGAGGAAUGUCCCACCUCCGCCAGAUGAGCAACACGUCAUCCCUUGGUUCUUCCGGAGUAGACACGCCCUCUGGAAGUUACACGGGUGGUCAUGCCUCGGAUUCCAAUGAAAAUAGCCAAGCAAACCGAAGCGACGAUGUUGAUCAUGAACCGAUGUUCAAUUACCGUAGCCUGGCCGAAAUGGUUGGCGUAAAUAUCGAUGACGGAACCGCCCACAGUGCGGUACCAGAAGAGGGAAACUCUCCCCACGCAAGCGGUGAUCUGGUCCGACGGCCACUCUCCCAGGUGAACGAGGAUGAGAAGGAGGGGCCGGAGGCUGAACAUGUCGAGAAACCGCAGCCUACUAUUGCGCUGACCAGCAAGGGUCGGGCAAAAUAG
Molecule: messenger RNA, 2361 nt
Organism: Clonostachys solani
Lineage: Eukaryota; Fungi; Ascomycota; Sordariomycetes; Hypocreales; Bionectriaceae
Source: the annotation of a GenBank genome assembly